Xyrauchen texanus (razorback sucker) is the source of this 3114-nucleotide messenger RNA. RefSeq names its product disintegrin and metalloproteinase domain-containing protein 12-like. Gene Ontology annotation, biological process: proteolysis. The record is from RefSeq and is a predicted model, not a curated record. The transcript has 23 exons. Gene Ontology annotation, molecular function: metalloendopeptidase activity. Lineage: Eukaryota; Metazoa; Chordata; Actinopteri; Cypriniformes; Catostomidae. Bases 162 to 3044 code for a protein of 960 amino acids.
GUUCGUAACGCUUGUGCGCUCUUUUGGAGAGCUGAUGUCUGGCGCUGGAUCAGCGGAGAGCGCGUCCAAACGUUCUUAACGGGAGUCGCUCAGAUUUCAGGAAGUCUUCUCUAUAUCAUGGUCGUGCAGCCGUGAUCCGUGCGGAUCUGCAGCCGGGCACCAUGUCCACCCGGCACAGCCUGAGCAUUGCGCUUCUGCCCGCGGUCUGUGCGCAUUUUGUGUCCUUGAUGACGGUCUGCUGCGCCGGGAGUCUCUUUCCAGGAGAUACCUAUCCGAAUCAACACGACACACUAAACAUGCUGGAACAUUAUGACAUCAUUGAACCACGCCUGCUCAUUGGAGGAGAGCAGCGACCAAUCAGUCUCCUGAUGUCACUGGGUCAUCCUGGAUCACUGAAGGUGCUUAUUGAUGUGGACGGUGAGCAACUGCUGCUUGCUUUAUGGAAAAACGAAGGUCUGUUUGCUAGUCACUACACAGAAACACACUAUCGGGCGGAUGGAAGAGCGGUCACCACCUCACCAAAUGUCACGAUUCACUGCUUCUAUCAUGGUGAGGUGGAGGGAUACCUGCGGUCGGACGUCAGCAUCAGCACCUGCACAGGACUCAGGGGACUAAUUUCACUUGAAGAUAAAGUCUAUGUACUGGAGCCAACACAAGCGGGAAACAUCACUACACAUCGCAUAUUCAGAGGAGAACACCUUAAACUCACCCAGGGCACGUGUGGACAUGGUCACAACAUUUCAUACCCUGCAGAGUUCUCAAAUACUACAGAAUAUGAUUUCAGCUUUCACAGCAGUCGGCAUAAACGAGACGCCCAGAGCAGCACCAAGCAUGUGGAGUUGAUCGUUGUUGCAGACAACCGAGAGUAUCAGAAACAAGGGAAAGACGUGGAGAAAGUGAAACAGAGACUUGCUGAAAUAGCAAACUACGUCGAUAAGUUUUACAGAUCUCUGAAUAUCCGUGUGGCGCUGGUGGGGCUGGAAGUUUGGAGUGACGGAGACAAAUGUUCCAUCACUCAGGAUCCGUUCACAUCACUCCAAGAGUUCCUGGACUGGAGAAAGCUCAAGUUACUCCCGCAGAGGCCCCAUGACAACGCUCAGCUAAUCAGUGGAGUGUACUUCCAGGGCACCACUAUCGGCAUGGCUCCCAUCAUGAGCAUGUGCACAGCAGAACAGUCAGGGGGCAUUGUCAUGGAUCACUCCGAUAACCCCCUUGGUGCUGCAGUUACUUUGGCCCAUGAGCUCGGACACAACUUUGGAAUGAACCAUGACACGCCAGAACGGGGGUGUGGCUGCAGAGCAACUGUGGACAGAGGCGGCUGUAUAAUGACCCCCUCGACUGGGUACCCCUUCCCGACGGUCUUCAGUACGUGCAGUAAGAAGGAUCUUGCAGCGAGUUUGGAGAAAGGCGUAGGUAUGUGUUUGUUCAACAUGCCGGAGGUGAAGGUACUCUACGGAGGACAGAAAUGUGGAAACGGAUACGUGGAGGAGGGAGAGCAGUGCGAUUGUGGCGAUCUGGAGGAGUGUCAGAAUCCCUGCUGUAAUGCCAGCACAUGCACACUGAAGGAGGAUGCCGUCUGUGCACAUGGACAAUGUUGUGAAAACUGUCAGCUGAAGCCUGCCGGUACUCCAUGUCGUGGAUCCAGUAACUCGUGUGACCUGCCGGAGUUCUGCACAGGCACUGACCCUCAUUGCCCUGCUAAUGUUUACCUGCACGAUGGACACACCUGUCAGGGUGUCGAUGGACACUGUUAUAACGGCAUCUGCCAAACACAUGAGCAGCAGUGCAUUAUUCUCUGGGGACAGGGUGCCAAGCCAGCUCCAGGAAUCUGUUUCGAGAGAGUGAAUUCGGCUGGAGAUCCAUAUGGGAAUUGUGGAAAAGAUGCAAAGGGAUUGUUUGCAAAAUGUGAAUCACGAGAUGCUAAAUGCGGGAAGAUCCAGUGUCAGGGCGGAGCCAGCCGGCCAGUGAUUGGCACCAACGCCGUAUCCAUAGAAACCAACAUACCACUGCAGGAGGGGGGACGUAUCCUCUGCCGUGGGACUCAUGUGUACCUGGGAGAUGACAUGCCGGAUCCAGGCCUUGUGCUCACCGGCACUAAGUGUGCUGAAAACAUGAUGUGUAUAAACAGACAGUGUCAAAACAUCAGCGUGCUCGGAGUUCACGAUUGCUCAUCCAAGUGUAGCGGACAUGGGGUUUGUAAUAAUAAGAAGAACUGUCACUGUGAAGUCCUCUGGGCUCCUCCGUUCUGUGAUAAAGCUGGAUUUGGAGGUAGUGUGGACAGCGGCCCAAUGCGACCAACAGACAGUAGUAGUGUAAUAGUAGGGAUCCUGGUGGCCUUUCUGUGUCUAGUAUGUGUUGGAAUAAUCGCAUGUAUUAAGAGAAAAACUCUGAUCAACCUGUUCUUCAAUAAUAAGAAGAACACCAUCGAAAAACUGAGGUCUGUGGGACCCAACCGACUGAACAGUCCAGUUCACACACUUUCAACUGGGCAUGCACACUCUGUGCACAGAACCUCUCCUCUAUGCCAGGCUACAGCCAUACCACAAAGUGCCACCAUAUAUAAGCCCCAGUCUCCAUUGAAGACGGUGGAUUCCAGGGUCUCCAGACCAUCUCCGUGCCCACCUGUCCACCUCUCUCACCCGCUGCCGUUGACACUUGGCCUGGCAUUGAAACCACCACCCCCACCCCAUCCUCACACACACUCGUCUCCACCCAGAGCCGCCAAGCCAGCACACAUACACUCACACACUUGCGCUCCAGCACCAGGAAAUGGCCUCCGUGGCGUGGCUUGCCAGAACGUCUGCAAAUUUGCCAUGGCGUUGGAGAAGCCCAGUCCACCCCAGAAGCCUCUACCUGCUGAUCCGUUGGGUCGGAAUGUCCGACUAAUGCAGAGUCUGUCUGCUGUCCGACUCCCAGCUCCCAUCCCGACCCCAGUCACCCCAAGACACGUCUCUCCUCACCCACAUCCCAGAAGGCCUCCCCCUAAACAGCCGCCCACCCUGCCGAAGCCUCACUACACAGCCGGUGUGAAGUACAGCAGCUGAGAGCAAGACAGAAGGGAUCUCGUCCCAGGAGAAACAAGAUUGUUUGCACUAUGAACCUCUGCAGACCGGC